This is a messenger RNA of Oreochromis aureus, 2525 nucleotides long. Its product is annotated as E3 ubiquitin/ISG15 ligase TRIM25-like. The coding region runs from base 58 to 1731 and encodes 557 amino acids. NCBI's taxonomy places the organism in Eukaryota, Metazoa, Chordata, Actinopteri, Cichliformes, Cichlidae. Gene Ontology annotation, molecular function: protein binding; zinc ion binding. The record is from RefSeq and is a predicted model, not a curated record. The transcript has a single exon.
ACUAGUUUCAGUUAUAAGAAACAGAAACUGACACAGUCACUGACACUGAGAGGAGAAAUGGCACAGAAAGGAGUUCAGCUGGACCAAGAAACUUUCUCUUGUUCAAUCUGUUUGGAUCUACUGAAGAAUCCGGUGACUCUUCCCUGUGGACACAGCUACUGCAUGAACUGUAUUAAUGGCUUUUGGGAUGAAGAGGAAGAGAAGAAAAUCUACAGCUGUCCUCAGUGCAGACAGACUUUCACACCGAGGCCUGUCCUGGUAAAAAGCACCAUGUUAGCAGUUUUAGUGGAGGAGCUGAAGAAGACUGGACUCCAAGCUGCUCCUGCUGAUCACUGCUAUGCUGGACCUGAAGAUGUGACCUGUGAUUUCUGUGCUGAAAGGAAACUGAAAGCCUUCAAGUCCUGUUUGGAAUGUCUGGCAUCUUACUGUGAGAAACACCUUCAGCCUCAUUAUGACGUGGCUCCAUUAAAGAAACACAAGCUGGUGGAGCCCUCCAAGAAGCUCCAGGAGAACAUCUGCUCUCGUCAUGAUGAGGUAAUGAAGAUGUUCUGCCGUACUGAUCAGCAGAGUAUCUGUUAUCUCUGCUCUGUGGAUGAACAUAAAGGCCACAACACAGUCUCAGCUGCAGCAGAAAGGACUGAGAGGCAGAGAGAGCUGGAGGUGAGUCGACAAAACAUCCAGCAGAGAAUCCAGGACAGAGAGAAAGAUGUGAAGCUGCUUCAACAGGAGGUGGAGGCCAUCAAUCAGUCUGCUGAUCAAACAGUGGAGCACAGUGAGAAGAUCUUCACUGAGCUGAUCCAUCUCAUCCAGAAAAGAAGCUCUGAUGUGAAGCAGCAGAUCAGAUCCCAGCAGGAAACUGAAGUGAGUCGAGUCAAAGAGCUUGAGGAGAAGCUGGAGCAGGAGAUCACUGAGCUGAAGAGGAAAGAUGCUGAGCUGAAGCAGCUCUCACACACAGAGGAUCACAUCCAGUUUCUACACAACUACCCCUCACUGUCAGCACUCAGUGAGUCUACAGACUUAUCCAGCAUCAAUAUCCGUCCUCUGAGGUACUUUGAGGAUGUGACAGCAGCUGUGUCAGAGGUCAGAGAUAAACUACAGGACAUUCUGAGAGAGGAAUGGACAAACAUCUCACUGACAGUCACUGAAGUGGAUGUUUUAUUAUCACAACCUGGGCCAAAGACCAGAGCUGAAUUCUUAAAAUAUUCAUGUGAAAUCUCACUGGAUCCAAACACUGCAAACACAUAUCUGUUAUUAUCAGAGGAGAACAGAAAAGCAACAGUCAUGAAACAACAACAGUCUUAUUUUGAUCAUCCAGACAGAUUCACUGGAUGGUCUCAGGUCCUGAGCGGAGAGAGUCUGGCUGGACGCUGUUACUGGGAGGUGGAGAGUGGAGAAAACGUUUAUGUAGCAGUAGCAUACAACACUAUCAGUAGAGCAGGGUGGGACAAUGAAUGUGCAUUUGGACGUAAUGACAAAUCUUGGGCAUUAAAUUGCUACAAAAACAGUUACACAUUUUGGUACAACAACAUCCAAACUCCUGUCUCAGGUCCUCGUUCCUCCAGAGUAGGAGUGUACCUGGAUCACAGUGCAGGUAUUUUGUCCUUCUACAGCAUCUCUGAAACCAUGACUCUCCUCCACAGAGUCCAGACCGUAUUCACUCAGCCGCUCUAUGCUGGACUCUGGUGUCGUCAGAAUGACGACACCAAAGCUGAGUUCAUUAAACUGAAAUAGACUGAAGACUUUCAUAUUGUAGUCGGUUAUAAAUCUGUACUUCAGUUUCCAUUUUAAUUUCUCUCCAUCAUUAUUGUGACGUUUCUUCAUUGCAGAGAGUUCAGCUGUUAAUCAAACAUUAUGGGUCGUACUUUGACAUCUUCUUGAUGUUUUCUUAAGUUUUUUAGGUGGAGUUUUUUGUUUGUUUGUUUGUUUGUUUCUUGUGGGUGACACUAGCCCAGGAGUUAAAGGAGGUCACAUCCUAAUUGGAAUGCUGGUGGUUCAAUCCCUGCUUGCUCCAGUGUGAAUGCUAAAGAAUCCUUUGCUAAGACAUUGAACCUUAGGUUAUGUGAGUGGAUGUUAUUUAGACAGUACUUAAAUGUUGAAGAAAGUGCUUGUAUAAAUAUAUGGGUGAACAAAUCCAUUUAGCUCUUUCCUGUGUCUGUUUAGCCACGGAGGCUAUCUUUCUCCAAAUGAAAUUUAAACUUUUCAGUUAUCUUAAUUUUUAUAUUCUUUUAAUUGUAUGUUAUUGUUUCUGUCCUACAUCAUAGGCUUUAACAGAGAAAACUCUUUAUCACAGAGAUUUUGUUCCCACCAUUUUUUACAUUUAGAAAUUAAAUCUGUAAUCACAUACACAUUUUUUCUUUUUGGCAGAAAAAAUACUUUUGUUGUUUUUCCCUAAAUCUACAAACACAUUAGAGGCUGUAAAACUGUUAUUAUCAUAAUAAUAAUCUAAGUAUAGAUCGUUCAAUUAUUAAUACUGAAUGCAAUAUGUAACUCAUUUAAUACUUAAGGUGCAAACAAACUGAAGAUAU